Molecule: messenger RNA, 861 nt
Organism: Dibothriocephalus latus
Lineage: Eukaryota; Metazoa; Platyhelminthes; Cestoda; Diphyllobothriidea; Diphyllobothriidae
Source: the annotation of a GenBank genome assembly
AUGCUAGCAGCUAUCCGUCGAGAAACAGGAAUACUCAUGAUUUCCAUGGUCCAAAGUCAGGUGGACCCGGUCAAAUUGGCUCCAAUUUCGGUGAGCAGUUAUCCGGUGAUGGGCAAGAUACCACAGCGGUCAAACGCCGACCUAUCUACGGACCUCCAGAUGACGAAACUUUGGGAGCGUUUUGGCAACGAAAACCUGCAAACCGACAUAAAACACGCAGGAAACGACUUAUGGAAGCUCUAUUUGACUACAAUCCCCAAAUAUACAGCCCGAACGUCGAUGUUCAGCGACUUCGACGACGACAUGAAACUGGCGGAGGACAUCAGACACUGUGUUGAUGACCUUUCCGGAUGUGAAUCAGAAUCCACUGUCAACGGUAGAGUCUCCGGCGCCUAUGCAUCACAGCCACGUGGCCAGCAGAGAGGCAGAGCUGCGGAGUCUACCGGUCAGCCUCCGAACGUCCUGGAUUAUCAAAGUCCGCCCCCAAUACCCCAGGGGAAAUCGAAACAACGAAGACAAACACGUCCGACUGGAAUUGAGCCUGCUCGACAACCUGCGUUCCCGAAAAAGCACGGUUCACGACCUCGAGCGACCCAGCAACGUGGACAUUUAUCAGAAAUGAAAGCGGAACGUCUGACGGAGGAGGAGUCGAUGAUUGCCUUGACAGUUCCGCCUGCUUCCGAUUGGGGCAGCAGUCCUGCGCAGAGCAAUGAACGAACAAUGUCUGCCCAGCAGGCUAAGAUGGGAAUCACAAAUCAGUCUCAGGAACCUGUUCACAUAAGAAAGUCUGACGAAAGCGAUAAAGAAAGUGUGAUCAUUAUGGACAUCCAUUCUUCAAGUAACCGCAAGGUAACGUUUUGA